Asparagus officinalis (garden asparagus) is the source of this 1521-nucleotide messenger RNA. Its product is annotated as GDSL esterase/lipase APG-like. The record is from RefSeq and is a predicted model, not a curated record. Gene Ontology annotation, molecular function: hydrolase activity, acting on ester bonds. Lineage: Eukaryota; Viridiplantae; Streptophyta; Magnoliopsida; Asparagales; Asparagaceae. Gene Ontology annotation, cellular component: apoplast. The coding region runs from base 46 to 1104 and encodes 352 amino acids. The transcript has 5 exons.
CCAUUAGAUCUUGUAAUUAGUGCUAAUCCUCAAAACUUUCUUAGAAUGGGUUUUGCAAUAGCUUUCAUGUUGCUACUCUUUUCCUGCAAUAUCUUGGGAGGCCAAUCUCAAGAUUCAAAUGCACUUGUUCCCGCCAUAAUAACAUUUGGUGAUUCUUCAGUUGAUGUAGGGAAUAAUGACUAUAUUACUACCUUUUUUAAGGCAGAUUUUCCUCCGUACGGGAGAGAUUUCAAGAACAAACAGCCGACUGGGAGGUUUUGCAAUGGCAAGUUGGCUACUGAUAUCACUGCUGAGACUUUGGGAUUCACUAGCUACCCUCCGGCUUAUCUUAGCCCUCAGGCUUCAGGGAAAAACCUUCUUAUAGGAGCAAAUUUUGCGUCGGCUGGAUCAGGAUAUUAUGAUCAUACUGCAAUUUCCUCUCAUGUAAUCCCCUUAUCCCAGCAGCUAGAGUACUACAAAGAGUACCAAUCGAAGCUAGCAAAAAUUGCUGGCAGCAAAAAGGCAUCAUCCAUUCUCUCUGGAGCUCUCUACUUAGUGAGUUCAGGCAGCAGUGAUUUCAUUCAGAACUACUACGUCAAUCCUUAUCUCAACAAGUUGUACACCCCCGACGAGUUCUCUUCCUUCCUCGUCUCCAUCUUCACCAAAUUCGUCAAGGAUUUAUACGGAUUGGGUGCUCGAAAGAUCGCGGUCACAACAUUACCACCAUUAGGAUGUGUUCCUGCUUCAAUCACACUAUUUGGAUAUGGAAGUAAUGAGUGUGUGCCAAGGCUUAAUGUUGAUUCUCAAGGAUUCAACAAGAAGCUUAACGCGGCCGUGAACUCCCUAGCCAAGCAACAUCCUAAACUGAAGAUUGCGGUCUUUGACAUUUACACUCCCCUCAAAGAUCUCGCCACUGAUCCUUCCAAAAAUGGCUUCUUUGAGGCAAGAAAAGGCUGUUGUGGAACUGGAACAGUAGAAACUUCGGUUCUCUGCAACCCGAAAUCAGUAGGCACAUGCGCAAAUGCUACGGGCUAUGUGUUCUGGGAUAGCGUGCACCCGACUGAAGCAGCGAACCAAGUGAUUGCUAAUUCUUUGGUCCUUGCAGGCAUCUCCCUUGUUGCUUGAGAAAAAUAUGUGAGGGGAAAUAUCUUAUAUGAUUAAUAUAUGGAUUCGAAAGCUAUGAGGUGGUGGCUCAUUUAGCAAAAUGAGCUAUUAAGAGAUAAGUUAGUGAGACUCACACCUUUUGAUGUGACGAUUAGGAUGGGCCUCACUACAUGACUACAGCUCUUUGGUAGCUCAUUUUACUUAGUGAGCCGCCACUCAUACCUAUUUUUAACUUUUUUAUGUGCUAUGUUAUUAUGGUUGUGUGUUAGAAGGAAUGCUAGUUACAUGGUAGGAAUUGGGUGUGAUUAUCGUGGGUUACACGAAGGUGUAUUAUGUUCUUCACUAGUGUUUCUUUCUCUAAAAAACUUUCACAAUCAGAUAUUAAAAAUAUCUAAUUUCAGCUUGUAUUAUGUGAAGAUUCUGGCUCGAAAUUUAUCU